Brassicogethes aeneus is the source of this 6373-nucleotide messenger RNA. The record is from the annotation of a GenBank genome assembly. NCBI's taxonomy places the organism in Eukaryota, Metazoa, Arthropoda, Insecta, Coleoptera, Nitidulidae.
AGGCGUGUCGCACUUGACCAAAAUCCUCGAGGACAAUGGAAGCGAGCUGAUUCUAGUGGAUCAGAGAUUCGACUGGCCCAUCGCACGACCGCUAGAGGAAAACGAACUUUUGAGCAUCGAAUUGUACAGUCGGAAUCGGUUAUUCGCGGAUAAAUUAAUCGGGUCGUACUCGUUGGUUUUGCAAAGAUUGGUGCAGGAUGGCAGGCUCAGCAUCAGCGACACCCUGGUCGACUUGAACAACAAGCCUCUACCGUGUUCGAUCGAAUUCGACGUUCUGUACACGCUGCCGGACGAGUCGAUGGCUUCUUUCGCGGGCAGCCAGGCUUUCGACAUGCUGUGACGACGAUCAACAGAUGCUGAUCGACAUCGAGCAGAACAUCGCGAAUAUCGAACGCAACCUGACAACAGGCCCGCACGAAACGUGGGACAGGGACGACGUAAGGCAACAAAAGUCGACGUCAAGAAGAGCACCAGGUACCCCGGAAAAAUCGUCGGAGCGAAAAAAAUCGGCGCUACGAAGCGUUAAAAGCCUGAUUCGUUUCGGAAAGCAGCGCCCCCCCAAGGAGACGUGCAGCGACAAUGAGGACGAAAUGGCCUCGCUUUUGCACGGCGAGUCCGGACGGACGUCCCGGAACCAGUCCGAGCCGGAAUCGGGUCCGGUCUCGCGGACCGGAAGCCAGAGCUCGUUGGGGUCCAACGCGGAGAGCCAGUCGUCGAUGGCGGCCGAAAAAAACAGAAGAGCUACCAGGCUGAAAGCGGACCUGAAAACGACCGUGGAGUCGGCUUUGAAAGCUCAAGAUUUCCAAGUAUGCCUUACAAUCAUAGAGGCCCGUCAGUUGGCAGGCCUGAAUAUGGAUCCGGUAGUGUGCAUUCAAGUCGGCGACCAGCGCAAAUACACCAGCGUGAAGGAGAGCACCAACUGCCCUUACUUCAACGAGUAUUUCGUAUUUGAUUUCCAUAUGCCUCCGAUAAUGCUAUUCGAUAAAAUAAUUCACCUUUCGGUGUUACAUUCUAGGAAACUUUUGCGAAGCGGUACAACGGUUGGUACCUUCAAGAUAGACGUCAAGACGGUCUAUGAUGCACCUGACCAUCAGUUCUACCACAAAUGGGCGCUGCUCACCGACCCGGAUGAUAUUGCCGGCGGUCCCAAGGGAUACCUGAAGUGCGACAUCAGCGUCAUCGGGAAAGGGGACACCGUCAAGGUUCCGCCCAAGAGCGAGAAGGAUGAAGAUGAUAUCGAAGCGAAUCUUUUACUGCCGGACGGCGUUCCAACGGACAGACAACGGGCAAGGUUCAUCGUUAAAGUUUACAGAGCCGAUGGUCUCCCGAAAAUGAAUUCUUCCCUGAUGGCGAACGUGAAAAAAGCCUUUACUGGGGAGCUAAGCGAUUUGGUGGACCCCUACGUGCAGGUGUCCUUUGCAGGACUAACUGGCAAAACGAGCGUGAAAAAGAGCAGCUACGCACCCGUGUGGAACGAGCAACUGGUCUUCACGGAAAUGUUCCCGCCGCUGUGUCAACGCAUCAAAAUCCAGUUGCGGGACAACGAUCCGGUUAAACCGACGGUGAUCGGUACGCAUUUCAUCGACCUUAAAACGAUCUCGAACGACGGAGAGAAGGGAUUUCUGCCCACGUUCGGUCCCUCGUUUAUUCACCUGUACGGUUCCACCCGGGACUACAGCCUCAUAGACGAACACUCCAGUCUUAAUACGGGACUAGGAGAAGGGGUUUCCUAUAGAGCUCGCCUUCUGGUCUCAAUUCGGACCGAGAUCACUGACAACGUUGACUUGGCUCCGGCAGCGGUGGAAAUCGAACCUUCAGUGCCAGUGAACGAGGCCUCCUACGCCAAAAACGAGGAGUUUUUCCUAUUUGCCACGAUUUUAGACGCGUCCAUGAUCGACAAGAAACUCGGAGAUAAACCCGUCUAUUUCGAGAUCAGCAUCGGAAAUGCUGGAAACGCUAUCGACGGUCACAAUGAGUCCGCCAGGGAGCACUAUGAUUCCGACAGUGAUGAGCUGGAAGUGAUUUGUUCUGACAGCGCGUCUUGGCAAAGCACUACCACACCUUCAAAACCCAUGACGCACGAUAAACUCUACUACUUCCUUCCGUAUUGGGAUAAUAAGCCCUGCAUGCACAUCCGGUCGGUGUGGGCCGAUUACCGGAAGCGGAUGUAUAACGCCAAUAUGAUCUCCAAAAUCGUUGAAAAAAUGGAAGAAGGUCUGUCAGAAGUGAGUUCUGCGAUGGAGAUUGAAGAUCCCGACGCGGAAACUCACUUGAAACAGGUGCUCGAGGACUUUUCCAUCGGAUGCACAAAGUAUGUUACUUUGUCCAAAGGGUCGGUGUCAGGACCUGGCACAGGAAAAACCAAACUGGACAAGGAGCAUCUUAAACUGUGCCAAAGAGAAAUUGAACACAUAGGGAACGCGUCCAGGAACCUACGAGCGCUGGUAACAAAGAGCUCCUUCAAGGAACGCUACAAAACCGCCCAGGGUUACUUAACAAAGCUCAAAUUUCUUACCGAAGACCCGCAGCACGCUUUACCCGACGUGUUUUUCUGGAUUAUCAGCGGAGGCAAGCGACAGGCGUACCAACGGAUUCCCGCGAGAGAUAUCAUAUAUUCCAUUGUGGACGAGGAGUGCGGCAAAGAUUGCGGAAAAGUUAGAACCAUGUUCCUCAAGCUUCCAGGUAAAAAAGGCACGGGCCCCAGCGGAUGGACAAUCCCAGCCAAGCUUCAAAUAUACCUGUGGCUUGGAAUGCUGAAACACAAAAAGAACUUCAUCAACGGUUUGCCAAAGGGUUACGAAAUUACGCAGGAAAUCAGGAACGUCGAGAGGCCGAGAGCCAUGCCGCCGUCGGUCAUACAUUACAUUGACAAACACGUAUUUCAGUUGAGGGCCCAUAUUUACCAGGCGAGAUCGCUGAUUGGCAGCGAUGCUUCCGGUCUAAGCGACCCCUUUGCAAGGGUCGUAGCCGGAGAAUUCAGCAAAACUACGCAGGUAAUUGAUGAAACUUUAAGUCCGACGUGGGACGAGCUGCUAAUCUUUAACGAGAUCCUGAUCUACGGCCAGGCUGACGAGAUAAAGCGCGACCCGCCCGAGAUAAUCAUCGAAAUAUUCGAUCAGGACAAGGUGGGAAAGUCCGAAUUUAUAGGCAGAGCGUUGGCCAAACCCCACGUCAACCUGCGGGACGACGCUUACUGCAAGCCGUCGUUUCCGCCCUCGCUCGAGUGGUUCGCGAUAAGCAGGGGCAGCGACCACGCGGGAGAGCUCUUGGCGGCGUUCGAGCUGCUGGAGAUUCCCGCCGACGCCGCUCCCUUGCCGUCGCUGCCGCAUCCCAAGGACAUCCCCAUGUACAAGGAAACGGACCCGCGAGACGUGACGUCGCUGCUUCCGGUGCCCAGAGGGAUAAGGCCAACUCUUGCCAGAUACAGAAUAGAAGUGCUAUUCUGGGGCCUAAGAGACCUGAAAAGAAUCCACCUACUAACAGUCGACAAACCAAGAGUGGACAUUGAAUGCUCCGGUCACAUUCUAUCAUCGUCUAUAAUCCAAAACUACCGGAAAAACCCCAACUUCGGAAGUCCUGUGAAGUUCCUCGAUCUCGAUCUCCCCGAACAGGAACUUUACCGGCCGCCUUUGACGAUACGAGCUGUCGAUUGCAGGAGUUUCGGUCGCUACACCCUUGUGGGCACGCACACAAUCAAUUCAGUGCAAAGGUACAUGUAUCAUCCGUAUACAAAGCGAGACAGGGAAGCGGAUGAAAGGAAGAGGUCCUUAAAUCAACUCAAAGCCAUGGACUGUACUUUGGGAAAUCAAAAUGCCAUGAGCAACGUUGCGCUAUUGUGCAAUGAUAGGGAAAAGAGUCCGCUUUUACCGAAGGAUAUAAGUGUUUCAAUUGGAUAUGGGACGCAGGAUAGUGCCAAGUGGAAACAGGAGCCGCACAAGAAAAGCAAGCACAGCACUCUGGACGACGACGCAGACGACGAGGAAGGCAGCAAGGACUGGUGGACCAAGUACUUUGCCUCGGUGGAACGCAUGAUAGACGAAUCGAAGGAGGCCAAGCGCGUCAAUCACAACGGCAACCUGCUGGUGUGCGGCGGCGGCGACGACGACGGCAACCCCGCCAGCGGUUACAGUUCGGACAGAAGUCCGGGGAUCGAGUACAGGAGGCGGUUCGGGUUCAAGACGGCGGCGACUGCGUCCAGGUUGGCGGCCAGGAUCAGUCCCAAGAGCGCGAGGAAGAGGACCAAGUACAAACCUGUCUUGUGCAAGGUUUUUCCAACAGAAUUAGAACUAAAACCAGAGUAUCAUGAAUUUAGAGAAUGGCUACAUACAUUCGAACUUUAUAGGGGAAAAAAGACUGGAGAGGAUUCUGAGGACGAAAGUAGAGUAGUUGGUUAUUUUAAGGGGGCAAUCAAGGUGUACAAAUGGCCGUUGCCGAAGGACAUCGAGGACAGGACAAUCAUGGGUUUCGACCCGCAAUUCGGGUUCUUUCAGGGACUGCCAUCCAACGACCCGAUCCGCGUCUUGGUCAGAGUUUACGUGGUGAAAGCCAACGACCUCCAUCCGAUGGAUUUGAAUGGCAAGGCGGAUCCUUACAUAGUUUUGCAAUUGGGAUCGAAGAGGAUCAGCGACAAGGAUAAUUACAUCUCCAAGCAGCUCAAUCCAAUUUUUGGAAAAUGCUUCGAGAUCGAGGCCACAUUUCCGCAGGAUUCGCUGUUGACCGUGCAAAUUUACGAUUGGGACCUGGUCGGCUCGGACGACAUCGUGGGCGAGACGAAAAUCGACCUGGAAAAUAGAUUUUACAGCCGACAUCGGGCCACGUGCGGGCUCCCGGAAAAAUACGAAGAACAAGGAUACAACGCUUGGAGGGACGCCAUGAAACCGACUCAAAUUUUGGCGAAACUCUGCAAGGACGCCAAAGUGGAGGCGCCCGUUUACAGCGACGGCCAAGUCAAGUGCGGAAAGCAGAUGUUUUCCAUUCAAUGCGACGACGUCGAUUUCUACAAGAACCGCGAGGCCGAGGAGCACAUGGCGCUUGCGGUACUUCACAGGUGGCAUGAAUUUCCCCAAAUUGGUUGCCACAUUGUGCCUGAGCACGUCGAAACACGCCCAUUGUACAACCCGGACAAACCAGGCAUUGAGCGGGGGAAACUGGAGAUGUGGGUGGACAUGUUCCCCAUGGACAUGCCUCUUCCAGGGCCCCCUCUGGAUAUAUCGCCGAGAAAACCGAAAAGCUACGAGUUAAGGGUGAUUAUUUGGAACACCGACGAGGUCGUUUUGGAGGACGAUGCCUUUUUCACAGGAGAAAAGAUGUCGGAUAUUUAUGUCAAAGGUUGGUUGAAGGGCCCAGAAGACUGCCAGUGCACUGAUAUUCACUACAGAUCUUUGACGGGGGAGGGAAAUUUCAACUGGCGGUUUCUUUUUCCGUUCGAUUACAUGGUGGCCGAGCAAAAAAUUGUGAUAUCGAGAAAGGAAUCGUUGUUUUCCUGGGACGAGACGGAAUGCAAGAUUCCUGCUAGAUUGGAGUUGCAGGUUUGGGAUGCAGAUCAUUUUUCGGCUGAUGACUUUUUGGGCGCUAUAACCUUAGAUCUAAAUCGCUUUCCUCGAGGAGCAAAAUCCUCAAAACUCUGCACUCUAAACAUGCUGAAAGCUGAUGGGUCUGUACCCAUGGUGAACAUAUUCAAACAGAAAAGGGUGAAAGGAUGGUGGCCCUUUUUCAUUAAAAAGGAUAACGAAGAAAUGGAGCUGACUGGCAAAGUCGAAGCUGAAAUACAUCUUCUAACAAAGGAAGAAGCUGAAAAAAUACCUGUCGGUUUCGGAAGAAAUGAGCCUGAUCCUCUGGAGAAACCAAAUCGCCCCGAUUCUUCUUUCAUGUGGUUCAUGAACCCCAUAAAAUCCAUCAGAUACAUCUUGUGGCACAACUACAAAUGGAAAAUACUAAAAAUACUGAUAAUCUUGGGCUUAGCAAUAAUCAUACUUUUAUUCUUCUACUCUAUUCCAGGCUAUACUGUCAAAAAAAUGAUUGGUGCUUAAACUAUCUAUUUUCUUAUAAAUACUAUAUUGCACAUUGUAGAUGCAAACGAAGAACUACUAAGUUUUAGUAUUUAUUGAUAUUACAUAAAUCAAAAUAUAUUUUGCUCAUAUGAAAUACUAUAAUGUAAGGCUCAAAUAUUUUCUCAAUCUUAAAAAUGUGUAAGUAUUAAGACUUGAUAGUUCUAGUUUUUAAAUCACAAAAAUAAGUACAAAUUUAAUCGUUAAUCGUGUAAGAUAUUUUGCUGCGACAUGUACCAUAAACUAUAAAAAUAAAUUGAUAACACUAAACAGUAUUUUAUUUUAAUUUUUUUUCCAUUACAUCUUUGGCAUGGGAUUUCCAUUUU